Messenger RNA from Danio aesculapii, 2142 nucleotides. RefSeq names its product transmembrane protein 185 (gene tmem185a). The coding region runs from base 85 to 1140 and encodes 351 amino acids. The transcript has 7 exons. The record is from RefSeq and is a predicted model, not a curated record. Lineage: Eukaryota; Metazoa; Chordata; Actinopteri; Cypriniformes; Danionidae.
CAACUGUCUGCUCUGAUGUGAGUGCCAGUCAGCUAGCCAGCCUCUCCUUUUCACUUCAUGUAACUAUGGUCUGAAGAGGAAACCAUGAAUCUCCGAGGCGUUUUCCAAGAUUUCAACCCCAGUAAGUUCCUGAUCUACGCGUGUCUGCUGCUCUUCUCUGUGCUGCUGUCACUGAGGCUGGAUGGCAUCAUCCAGUGGAGCUACUGGGCCGUGUUUGCGCCCAUCUGGCUCUGGAAGCUCAUGGUCAUCAUCGGGGCGUCUGUGGGCACCGGAGUGUGGGCUCACAACCCGCAGUACAGGGCUGAAGGGGAGACGUGUGUGGAGUUUAAGGCCAUGCUGAUCGCAGUGGGGAUCCACCUGCUCCUGCUCACCUUCGAGGUGCUGGUCUGCGAGCGUGUGGAACGGGCUUCGAUCCCCUACUGGCUCCUGGUGUUCAUGCCGCUCUUCUUCGUCUCUCCUGUGUCAGUGGCAGCGUGUGUGUGGGGAUUCAGACACGACCGCUCGCUGGAGCUGGAGAUUCUGUGCUCUGUAAAUAUUCUUCAGUUUAUCUUCAUCGCUCUGAAACUGGAUAGGAUCAUCAACUGGCCGUGGCUGGUGGUAUGUGUGCCGCUCUGGAUCCUCAUGUCCUUCCUGUGUCUGGUGGUCCUCUAUUAUAUCGUGUGGUCUGUGCUGUUUCUGCGCUCGAUGGAUGUGAUCGCGGAGCAGCGGCGCACCCACAUCACUAUGGCCAUCAGCUGGAUGACUAUAGUCGUGCCCCUGCUCACUUUUGAGAUUCUCCUCGUCCACAAGCUAGAUGGUCAUUAUAGCUCCAACUACGUCCCGGUGUUUGUUCCUCUGUGGGUUUCUUUAGUGACUCUAAUGGUGACCACAUUUGGCCAGAAAGGAGGCAAUCACUGGUGGUUUGGCAUCCGUAAAGACUUCUGUCAGUUUCUCCUGGAGCUCUUCCCGUUCCUCAGGGAAUAUGGCAACAUCUCCUAUGACCUGCACCACGAGGACUCAGAGAUGUCUGAGGAGCUGCCCAUUCACGAGGUGCCCAAAAUUCCUACCAUGUUUCGCAAGAAGACGGGUGUGGUGAUCACCCAAAGCCCUGGGAAAUACUUUGUGCCCCCACCAAAACUGUGCAUCGACAUGCCAGACUAACAUUAUAGCUCUCGUAUACAGUAUAGCACUAUGCACUGGGAUUCGCUUCGUUACGUACUGUUGAAGACGGAAACAACAAUCCCGUUAAACUCGGCUCUUGUUUCCUUAAAAAAAAAAAAUAGCUGCGCAAACGGACCUGUUGAAUUCAGGAGCGCAUCGGUCGAACUUUCCUGACCACUCUCUCGAAGGACUCCCAGAGAGAUACCGUCUGUAAAUAAGUGUGUUUUUUACAAGGUGUCAGAUAUUUUCUGUAUUUUAAACAAAAUGUUCAUCGCUCUUAGGUUUUCUAGCUUCGCUAGCGCUGUACUGAAUGGAUUUAGAGAUUUCAUGACCGUUCCUCAUUUCCACUGGGAUCACAGCGUUGGUGGUUGAACAACAACAACAACAGUGUGAAAAAUAGCCAAAAGAGUUUACCAUAUUUUGUGAGUCAUGUUUAUUUAUGCUUUUGAAUUGCUUUAUUAUUGAUCUUACCUGCAAAGAUUUAUGAUGUUGAAAUAGUGACUUUUAUUGAGAUUUUAAUUAGUUUGGUAUAGUCCGUAUUAGUGUUGUCACGAUACUAGAAUUCAGUACCAAUUAAUACUGAAAUUUUCAAAACAUCCAUUUCUCGCUAAUAUUUGAGUGCUGUUGAGCUCGUUCUUAAACCGCGCUGAUUUGCCAUUGUGUUCACAUGCUCAACAGAAAUGGCUGUGAUUGGCUGUGAAGGCCAUUAGUUCACCGAACUCACCGCUGUUUCCUGAAUGUGUUGUGGAGAGUUGCGCUGGAUCUCAAUGUAUAUCCUUUAAGUUUCAAAAAAGAAGCUGAGGUCUUCGAAGUUUUCAAGUUAUAAAUGUAAACACAGAUACAGGGACAGUUGAGCGUAUUAAAGCCGCAAAGAUCAGCUGUUCUGUCUAUGAGCUGACAUAUGAGCGACCCCGCUUAUGAAUAAACUUCACUGCUUUAAAACACUCCUGUGUCCCUGUAUCUGUGGUUACACUCAGUAAACAGCGGUGAGUUAGGUAAUCU